AUCUAAUCUACCUGAAUGGGGGGGAUCAGUCAAUCCAGCGUGUGCAAAGUCCCGAGGUGGAGUUGGCGCUACACCUGUGAUGUCCAGAAACUGCCGACAGGGCGGAGAAGGGCAAGCAGGAGGGAUGCAGAACACCUCAGGACACUUCCGGUAGCAGAGUCUACCUCUCACUCUCCCGCCAUCUCUCCAGGCUUCUUGUCCAGACCCAGGAACUUGAGCUGUUACAGGAUUUCCGGGGCAGAGUAUGAAUGCUCCUGGCAGUAUGACGGCGCUGAGGACAAUGUCACUCACUUCCUGAGGUGCUGCUUUGGCGGUGGGCGCUGCUGUUACUUUCCUGCAGGCAAGUCCCGGACUGUGCAGUUCUCAGAGCAGGCUGGCGUCCCUGUGCUUUCUAACGUCACGUUUUGGGUGGAGUCUCGACUCAACAACUGGACCAUGAAGUCUCUGGAGAUAUCACUGUACCUGUCCCACUGGAUCAAGUUCAACCAUCCCCUGGGAAACGUCAAAGUGUCGCGUUCAGAUGGGCAGUUACGCCUGGAUUGGAAUGUUUCUGAUGAAGUCCCGGCUGAGGUGCAGUUCAGGCGCCGGACCCCCACAACAAAUUGGACUUUGGGUGGCUGUGGACCCCAGAAUGACUCUGGCUUAGAGUCCUGUCUUUGCCCUUCGGAGAACGCAGCCCAGGAGUUCCAGAUCCGGCGGCGUAGGUGGCAGCUCUCCUCAGGGGCCCCUGGGGGUCCCUGGAGUAAUUGGAGCAACUCUGUGUGUGUUCCUCCAGAACCCUUACCCCAGCCUGAGGUCAAGUUCCUGGUGGAGCCACUGACCCAACAUGGAAGACGGCGUCUGAUCAUGCAAAAACAGUCGCCACAGCCUGCUGUCCCUGAGGGCUGCCUGAGAGUCAAGCGCGGUGCCCACGGUGCCCACGUGAUGUAUUUGGUGGAUGUGAACAUGCUGUCCUGUCUGUGCCAGCAUCAGCCCUCAAAGACUGUGUCCCUGGGCAAGACGCUGAGCCUUUCUGGGGCUGCCUACGAGCUGGCUGUGGUCACCAAGACUCGCUUCGGCCGCAUCUCCAACCAGAAGUGGCGCAUUCCUGCCCAAGACCUUGCAGAGACGAGAACCCUGAAUGUCAGUGUGGACGGCAACAUAACAUCCAUGCACUGGGUAGCCCAGGCUCCAGACACCACCUACUGCGUGGAGCGGCAGGCACAGGGCCAGGACAGGAACCACACCCACUGUACCCUGAUUGCACCACCAGAAGAUGGGGAUCCUGCCAGGGUGGUGACCCACAGCUGGAGCUCAGAGCCUGCGCUGGGCCAGGGGCGAUGUUACCGCCUCACUGUCUUCGGCUCCAAGAAUCCAGAGAACCCAGUGUUGUGGUCCACGAUCCUGUCCAGUUACUUCUUUGCGGGUAACGCCUCGGCAGCUGGGACCCCGCGCCACCUGUCGGUGAAGAACCAUAGCGGGGACUCGGUGUUCGUGGAGUGGGCGCCGUCGCGGCUGAGUGCCUGUCCGGGGGUCCUGAUGCGAUACGUCGUGCGCUGCGAGGCUGAGGACGGCGAGUGGGCGUCAGCAGAGUGGCUCGUGCCACCCACGAAGACCGAAGUGACACUCCAGGGACUGCGCAGUGGCGUGGUGUACAAAGUCCAGGUGCGAGCCGACACUGCGCAGCUCCGAGGUGCCUGGAGCCGCCCCCAGCACUUCAGCUUCGAGGUGCAGAUUUCCCGUUUAUCCAUCAUUUUCGUGUCCCUGGGGAGCUUUGUUAGCGUACUCCUUCUCGGCGGCCUCGGAUACAUUGGCUUGAACAGGGUGGCCUGGCACUUGUGCCCACCGCUGCCCACACCCUGUGCCAGCACGGCUGUGGAGUUCCCUGAAGGCCAGGGCAAGCAGGACCCUCCAGAAUAGCUCCUCCCAUGCUCCACCUUGGCUUUGUAUGGCAGGGACUCUGCCCCCAUCCAGGAGUCCUGGAGAUUCUGCCCUAUCAUCUUAGUCACUGCGGCAAAUGGGGCUUCGAUCACCGCUGCUGAGUCCCAGUCUAAUUGGCCCGGUGGGGUCGGUGGGGUCGUCAAAAGCCAAUCCAUGGCUCUGCCUGACUGUGAUCAAGGGGAGCCUGGAAGAGCUCAGGGCUGACUGGGAGGGGGCGGACCCCACAGGGCUUUGUGUGCCUGGCUUGGGGUCCCUUCUUGCCCACCCUGACUGUGAGGAGCCCUUGACAGUUUCCCUGCAGGGGGAUUGCUCUCUUUAGGUCCUUCUCCUACCCGGGCUGUCUUUCUGUCCCCCGCUGGCCGCGGCUGGCCCCACCCCCAGGCUAGUCAGCGCUUCCUCCUCAGCUUUUUCCGGACUUUCCUAAAUGCCACAAACAACGGGAGGGAUCAGGGCUGGGGCGCAGAGGGCAGAGCGCUCUGGCAAAGCAUCCAGGAACACAUACACCACGCACACUGGUUGUGACAGACAUAGGCAGGGGGAUCAGGCGUUCAAGGCCAGCCUGGGCUACCCAAGAGUGUCUCAUAUGCAAACAAAAAUAAAAGCAAACGGGGUCUGGAGGACAAGUAGCCAGAGCAGCUGGCGAAGCACGCGCAAAGGUCCUGGGGUUGGGGCCCACUCUGCUUCCUCAGGAAGAUCCGGAGCUGGAAGGGGACCCUGGAGGCUGCGCUGGCGGGAGGUGGGUACAGGGUGUUCUGUAAUCGGAGCCCAGCAGGACAACAGCCCCUUCUCCGGCACCCCAGGGCCCCAUGCUCCGGACAGAAUGUGCCCGGGGAGACACAACGAGACGGCGAGGGCGGCCGGGACCGUGGGUAGAUUCCUGAACAGCCGCCUGGUCGGGACAGCUGCCAGCUUCAGAACAAGUGUCUGUGCCUUUGCGCACCUGUCACGCUGGGGCCCAGAGAGAGAAAGGGGUGUCUGGAGCUUGACACUGAGCCCUGAUCAGUCAGAUUCAUGGGGGUCUCGGAAGCAGGUGCAGGGAGGUGACCCCAGAGUCCUGCGCCCUGACUGUGAGGCCUUGAGCCACUGCUGAUUCAGCAGAGGAGGAGGGGCCUGAGUAGCACAGCCCCGCUCCUCAGUCCGGGGACCUCGGAGCCAGCUCCAUCCUCCCGUUACCCGGAAAACCCUUCUGAAAGAAUCAGGUUCCUCAGCUGCUGGCUCAACUGUCCCUGUCAGCUGUCGGGGGCUCGAGGAACUGUUGUCCCGUGUCUGCUCCCGGGACAAACUAUGUGGUUCAGGAGCGCAGCUAGAAGCGGAAUCCUAACCUCACGUGAUGGGGACCCCUCCUCAGCUGCACACUUGGGUUUAGGGGUCUUCCUAACCACGCCCUAGACACCCCGAAUCUCCGCGACUG
Messenger RNA from Alexandromys fortis (reed vole), 3331 nucleotides. RefSeq names its product interleukin 12 receptor subunit beta 1 (gene Il12rb1). Gene Ontology annotation, molecular function: cytokine receptor activity; cytokine binding. Bases 16 to 1899 code for a protein of 627 amino acids. NCBI's taxonomy places the organism in Eukaryota, Metazoa, Chordata, Mammalia, Rodentia, Cricetidae. The transcript is spliced from 14 exons. Gene Ontology annotation, cellular component: signaling receptor complex; external side of plasma membrane. The record is from RefSeq and is a predicted model, not a curated record. Gene Ontology annotation, biological process: cytokine-mediated signaling pathway.